Messenger RNA from Pocillopora meandrina, 6715 nucleotides. The record is from the annotation of a GenBank genome assembly. NCBI's taxonomy places the organism in Eukaryota, Metazoa, Cnidaria, Anthozoa, Scleractinia, Pocilloporidae.
AACCUUUAAAGGCGUCCUCGAGCCGACGGAUAGUGCAACGAUUUAUUCGCAGUGUCGCAUCAAAAUGGCAGACCUAGAUUCCAAUUACAUAGAAGGACUUUCGGAUUACCGCUGGAAAGAAGCAGAGAUACCAAUAUAUGUAGACCGUGAUAUUGACGUUAAGGUCUCUUAAAACCGUUCUUUGAUUUUGUUGCUUGUAAUGCGCUGGUGAGAGUUUGAGAUGAACUGUAUGUAAUGAGUGCAAUUGACCUCAUCUAACGUCACUUUAUAAUUUACUGAUUGAAGGAUUGGAUAGCAAUUUCUGCUGAACCUGGGACUGACAAACCACGGGCCUGGAAAAUCACCGACUCUGGUGUAAGUAGCUUGAAGGCUGUCAAAAAAUAUCGCAAUCUAAAGUUUGUUUACUAUUCAGUGGGUCACUUUGUCAAAUUAAUGCGCAGAGUCAGUAUGUACAACAACGCAGACUCUACCCUCGAGAGCGGGAUAUAACCACUUUUAAAGCUUUAUAUUUUUAUCAAUGACCGUGCAACACCUGCUUUCUUUCAUUAUAAGUUUUUUCCUCUUGUCUUCCUCUCCAAAUUCCUUUCAGCUUUUUCUUAAGACUGUAUGGGAUGAUUUGUUUCGUAAAAAUUACUGUAAGAUCUCGAUUUUUGCCAUAUGGGGAUCGACCGUUACGAAAAAAAACCUAUUUAGAAUAUGUUGAUUGUUGAUAUAGAGUUUUGUAGGAUUUCGUGCACUGAAAAUUUAACUUAUUGUCUAAUGAUGUAGAAGUCAUGCUAGAUAAUAUUUUUGUUUUAAAACAACUGAUCUGAGUGCAUUAUGUAGAUACUUGCGUUUUUCCAAAUAAGGAAAAAAUUUCAACGCUUGUUAAGUAAUAAUAAUAAAAACAACUUUACAAUCUGCAGGGGUGAAUGCAGACCGUGUGAAAUCCUAUGCUUCACUUUUUACAGAAUUUAGUUUCAACAUUCAACUUUCAACUUUUUAACUCACUGGCCAAAAGAACUACAGAACUUUUUCUUUGCUGAGAUUCAUAUCACCCACAUUCAUUGCCAGCUAAAAUUCGCUUAAGAAGCGAGGUUUUCUUGAUUUGACAUAGAUUUUCUUAUCUCGUCCAAGUGUAAUUAAAAUGAAAACAAACUUUUUUCUGCGUCGUGAAUCCCGCGGGAUUCCUGUGUGUUUUGUUUUGCGUUCCAGUAGUGGGCGUAGUCGCUUAUUGAUUACAGUAAUCUUUUUUCCUUGUCACAGAUCGUAGAAUGGAGUUUAGCCACCAAAGGAAAAUUCUUCAGCCAAGAAGUGUACAUAGUGUUGAAUCGUACAUCUCUUAAAACAUCAGUGAGUAUAAAGAAAAGUAUACUAUGCCAAAGCUAUGAAGCAGUUUUGUCAUCAUCAAUGACCCGACAGUGAACUGACUGACUCAAGAGAGCAAUAUUGGAUGAUGAAGUAGAACAACUUAAAAUGUUCAUCUCGCUUUGUUCUUCUUACGUAUUUUAACACAAGAAAGACCCUUUAAGAGUCCGAAACGGAAAAGGUUAACAGUAUUAAGACAUAACUCCUUACCUAAAUGAGAACAUUAGUCGAAAUGACUUGAAGAACCAAAGCCAAGUUCAAAUUCUGGCUUCCUUUUUGAAAAGCUAAUUUUUGGUAGAUUUCAAAAAUAUCUGGCUCAAGUCUUUCUCCAUCGCCCAUCAAACCAUUAAUGUAACUAGAAAAUAUGGGCAGUCACGGCUGAAGGUUCACUUCUUUUAGUAAAGAGCAAUUGACUUUUUCCCUCGCUUUCUGUUUUUUUUUUUGUUUUGUUUUGCAGACCAGUUGUGAUAUCCACUGCUGGAUUGGUAAGCAAGCCUCGUCCGAGUUGUACAAAAAGGCUUUGUAUAAUGCUACUGCGUUUGGCGAGGCGGUGAGAACCCUUCAACUCAAAGUCUUUCUUUUUGAUUUGCUCGCUAUUGUUUGAAUUCUAGAGAGUUUCCGCCUCAUAACUGUUGGUUAUCCUCGAGUAACUUUUCCCGGCAUAAAAGAGACGUGUUUUGUAUUUAUGUUCAUUUUUACAAGCACGAGAAAACUGCAUUGUCAUAAAAAAGACGUUCAGAAGUUUUAUUAUUUUUCGAAACUUCUUUCGCCGUAGGUUGUAUUGAAAGUGAAAUUGGAAAUAGCAGAUCUGAAAACGUGGCUGGUGUUCUAGCUGCAAUUCAGCGAUAAUUAUGCCAGCCAGACAAGUUUCAUUAAAAAUUAACAAGAAAACUCUGUGCUUAACUCUUUCGUUACACUUUAUGUUUCAGUGAUGUUAUAGUAUUGUCGAUUAGCUGCUCGAGUGUGAACUUAGCCAUCAUCUUUAUCAUGAUCAGUUAUGAUAAUUGUUUCUGCUGAUUUUUGUCGUUCACUGUUUUAUCUACAGAUGGAAGGCAGAGCACUUGUUCACCGAGAAGUUCAAGACUUUGAAUCAAAGCGGUUUAUUAAUUAUUUUCAAUAUUUUACGGUUUUAAAAGGAGAGUAAGUAGUGUUCUUCCUUCACAAAACACUUGGUUAUCGAUAGCUUUUCUUCACCGAUGCCAUAUAACCCCGUUAAGCGCGCUUUUACGCCGAGUGUAGUAAAGAAAAGUCAAAGUACCCAUCAAGUAAGAAAAAAGGAAAUACCUCAAGGACCUGAUGAGAUCGCCUGUACCAGGCGUACAGGGGCGGUGCGAAAGUAGUGCAGAAAAGAAAUGAAGUAUAGAAGUGAUUUGAUCACUAGCGGUCUUUCUGCGAUCAUUCCCAGGCCAGAAAACGCAGAGUAUAUAUCAACAGUUAUUACACGGUACAAGAUUUCAAGGUAACCCUUUGGCACCUUCCGUAAUAGACGACAUCCCCUUCAAAUAUUUCGACAAAGACAACCCCUACCCAUGCUUCAACUAGUGAUAUUUUCCGCAGGCCCCAAAUGUACCGGCAUCCCUUUCGAGUGAUGCAUCAUGAUACAAGUCUUCAUGAAGACUUGUAUCACUUGACUUGUUUGAAAAGACCACUUAUCACUUUUUCAAAGGGAUUAAAUUGAUAUUUUGGUUCUCUAGAUCUGAUCAAAUGGCAAACUGUGACCUCCGCUCUGAAUACAAGACACGGCUUCUCCGUUUGACUGGACCAAAUGCUGCGGUAAAGUUCAACAGAAAGUACAAAUUCUAUCAUCAGGGAGCUACAGCUCAGUCAUUUUUGAUACUCGAACGGAAGGAGAAUGCAAAUAAUUUGAUGCGCUUUAAUAUCAGACAAUCAAUUGGAAAGACCUCAUGACAAAUUAUUCCUUAAAAAAAUUCUGACGCAAGCAUAAAAAGGCGGCCGAAAAGCUUUUAACUUUCGACAGUUUCUUGCAUCUCAGAAAUGUAGGUCAGAUCAAGGUAAAGUUAUCCCUUAAAUUCUAUGAAAAUGUUGGCAAACUGUUGCCAAGGAAAACAUCGACGCACGAAAUAGUGCGUCACAGGCCAUUAUCGCACUCGUGUUCGCCUGUAAGAUUCCAUGAUUUAACACGACAUAUAGAUAGGGCUUUACGUUUUAAAUAUAAAUUAUGUGAUUUCUUUCCGUGUUAUUGGUAUAUUAAAAAAUAAUUGGAAAUCAAAAGGUAAUAAUCACCCAAUAAUAAAUUAAACUAAAAACAAGUGCAUGUCUAACGCGCGCGAAAACCAAAAUAACCAUGUCACGUGGUCGCGAUUGACUUGCAGGAAAAAAAAAAUACAAUCAUCCUGGAAUACUUUUAAAACUCAAUUGAAAUUGUUUUCCUCAGGCCCUCAAGAAAAUUUGAUUUCUCCUCUAUCCUAUAGGGAAAGAUUUGCGUUCGAGAGACGGCAACGAAGAGGGGAGCACUGGACUCGAAUGAUGUGUUUAUAAUUGACAGUGGACUCAAAAUUUACCAGGUAAUGACGCCUUGCAUGGGUAAGCAUUGUACUAACUACCUUCGAUGGCACAAGAUGUUAUUUAUAAUGGAUUUGCAUGAAAACAUUUUUUUUCUUGUCUGAAAAUUUUGGUUUCUUUAUUCCCAUUAUUGCUAUCAGCAAAAAUUAUAUUUAAAAAAGUACACAGAAUUAUUAUGUCAUUUCCUUGGUUUUCAGUGGAAUGGUAUGCGUAACAAAGAUAGAAAGAAGGCUGAGAAAGCUACUGAAUACGCCAAACAGCUUCAGGUAAACAACUCAAGUUCUGUCUGUUUCACAACAAAUUAAACCGUGUAAUAGCUCACUUAGCAUGCUCCUUUGCGGUAGGAAAACAGGCAAGCUCUCACGGUAUAGGAGAGGGAAAUAGGCUCGCACAACGUUAAAAAUAUUUCCUCCCUCCUCAGCUUUCAAGACGUGGCUCUUAACUUCAGUGAAACGUAAACUUUUCUGAUGAAAGCUUCUGGUUUGAGCUCCAUGCAUUGUAGUCUUUCAUGUUGAACUCCAUGAUCUGUACUUUCAAGGUCAAGCUAGAGUAAACAAAGCUUGUGUUCGCUGCCUGCUAUGACGAGUAUAGAGUUUUAAGUCUGAGCCUCUGGGUCUAACUUCAAUUGAUUCUCUCAUUGAAGGCUGAGCGUGGAACAUCAGGAUUCACUGUGGUCAUUGUUGGUGAGUUGUUGUUCUGUUCUGGUUGUAUCAUAUAUGUAGUACUACUUACAGCUCUGUUGAAUGUUGAUGACACGUGUGCGAAUGCCAGAAUGCCCUGGUCAAAAAUGUAUAAUCUAAUUGGUUGACGCGAGUUUAUGGCCUUUAACGCCCAAUUAAAGGUUCCCAACCUGAUCUUCAAAAUGAAAACCGAAAUCUUACUGUUGGAUGACUAGAGAGUUAUUUCCUCUAACGUUGUUUUUUAAAUACAACAAAAACAUUGGUAUGUGCCUGAGAACAUCAAGUUAAGAGUGCAACUUGAACGUAAUUCAUGAUUCCCUAAAAUGUGACUUGAACUGAAGAGUCUCAAUCCUUCUCAGCAUUCCACAACUUUCUUUUCAUGCGUCUCUCGAUCAUUGAAGAACAAUUCAUAUUUUAUUUUUCUCAUUAGAUGAAAGCGAGAAGACAAAGAACCAUGCUUUGUACGAUCUUUUCCCAUAUCAGGCUAAAAAGCGAAAACCAUCCAGACAAGAGGUAAGCUGGAAUCGAAUUUAACCGUUUAAUUUUGUUACAUGGGCAUUCAAUGACUUUAUAGAGCCAUCAGCCUUCUAAUUUAUGUGAGUUAAUUAAUCACCUUUGAUAACUUCAUUAUUCUUACAGUCUAUUGCACUAACUGUUGGACAACUUCAGAAGAAAAAAAUGAUGUUUACCGUCAGUUUGUAAGUGUUUCAGGAAUAAUCAGUUUUAUCACGAGAGACUAAACCAUAAUCCAGCAUCUAUGGUCAGAACUGUGUGUGUCACCUCACUAAAGAGGCAAUGUAACUAUUGAAUUUAGGGAGGAAUGAAACUUAAUUUAAUCAAUCAUCAAUAUAUAAAUGAGUGAAUUUUUGGAUCAAAGAUUGCCAUUCAUUCGUUCAUUCAGUGAAUGAACGAAUGAAUGGAUGAAUGAUUAAACACAUAGGGGAAACGGUGAGAAAUCUUAAUAUUUGCCAACCAUAUCACCCAGGAAUCCUCGACUGGAAUUCAAGAAAGUUGCUGAAGGAGCAGAUCUGUGCAGCCGAAGGAUGAAAUCUGAAGAAGGUCUGAGAUUAUUAUGAUAACAACAGAUCGGAGGCGACAUCCUAUAUGACAGUUCAUUUGCACUUUGUAAAGAGAUACCAUAGUUCAAAGCUCAGAAGAAUAUUUUUGGAUUUCCCGCGCUAGGGAAAACUUCAUAUUGUCCACUACUUAUUGUCUGUGGCUGCAACCUGCCUUCUCUUGCAUAAUAUUCGAUGUUUCUAAUCUGAUACAUGUAUCGUGGUGGUUUUCGAUCCUGUUUCAUAAAUUCAAGUUAUAAUCCUUUAUUUUAUUGGACUGCAUCCCAAGGCCCAACGGUUUGUUUAAGGAAAAACUCGAUCGUACUUUUUCAACCAUUGAUAUGCAUUAAUAAAACCAGUCAUAUCUCCACGUCACGUACUCAAGCUUUCUCUUGGGGCCAGCCCUACAGCCUUAACUUGCUCGAUGUUAUGUCUACUUUUAUCCUGAACGAUUGAUGUAACCAGAAACAUAUCACGUAAUCCUCUUGCUGUGCCGCCCCUCGUAAAGUCGCCCUCAUGAUGGUGCAGCAUCCUUUAGGAAUGUGAUCUCAUUCCUUUUUGAUGCGGAUUUAUUAUUAAUAUUUCUACAGUGACCCUUGUUGAUGUGCGUUUCGGAAAAAUGGAUGCAGAAGACCAUUUGUUCGUUCGAGUUGGAGAAGACUGGGCAGGCGACAAGAACAGUGGCUUGAUGUAUGCACAUGUAAGUAAAGGAAUGAUGCUCGCAGGUGAGCUGCAAUUUUCAGCAAUUUCAGAAAAGAAGCCUUAAAAAUUCAGGCUUCCACGGAAUUCGAAUCCCUGCCUCCCAGGUAAUAGUUGGGUGCUACUAUCAACUGAGCUACGAAACCGCACGUUCACGUAAUGCAACGGGGGGACAUCAGAGAGGGUUUUACUUGAUUAUGAAAUCUUCGUUGGGCUGAAAUGAUAAUUUUAUGAAAGGUAAAAGAAAAGUGAAAAGGUCAGCAAUGUAAGGAACUCAAGUGAAACAUUUUGAUUCAUUAACAGCACUACCUUAAGCAGUGCCCAGAUGUGGACCAGCAUCCCACUAUUGCCGUCACUGUGGUCAAGGAAGGACAACUGUCCACUCAAUUGAAUGGCGCAAUAAGCUCAUAG